Messenger RNA from Durusdinium trenchii, 516 nucleotides. The record is from the annotation of a GenBank genome assembly. NCBI's taxonomy places the organism in Eukaryota, Dinophyceae, Suessiales, Symbiodiniaceae.
AUGAGAGCAUCGCACCUUCUUCCAGUGUUACUGCUUCUGGCCCAGCUGGAGACUUCCAGCACGCCAAAUGAUUUUGUUGAAAUCUGCGCUGGCAGGGGCAACCUGUCAAAGGGCUUGCGCAUGAGUGGAUGGGUGGGAAAGGAAUUCGAUGUGCUCUAUUCUGGAAACCACAACCUCAUGCGCACAAUUGGAUUCAUCACAAUACUGAUGGCUGUGAGAAACACUCGGCAAGGAGGAGUUGUAGUAUGUGGCCCACCUUGCUGUACUUGGAUCUUCCUCAGCUCUUCAGUGACUGGUAGAAACUGGGCAAAUCCUGAGGGUGACCCGCAAAACCAACGGUGUGUGGCUUUGGCGAACAUCCUAGUCCGCAGACUUCUUUACAUAUUGUACUACGCUGUCAAGCGCAACGUGAAGAUAGUGAUUGAGCAGCCACAAUCAUCCGUGCCUUGCUUUUCAAUCAUUCUGAACAAUUGCCCUAUAGGCAAGACACAUCGAUCAGUCUUUCUUAGUUGUUAA